AUGUCGAGCUGUGCUCGCCCUCCAUUGAUAUUUGAUGUCCAGAUCGUACGUUCUGUUAUUAUUUACUGUUUAAAUUGGUAUACGGAACUUUUCACUCUUAUUUCUUAGUUUUCGAGAGAUAUUUGUAUUUCGUGCUGGUUACGAAUCCAGUGAUAAUGUGCCGACACGAAGCCAUGUUGUCCAUGCCCUAUGAAAUGUAUAACUAGCAUUUUAGUAUUCCAGAUGCUAGCCCGGUCGUAGACUAGUCUUGAAGUUGGCUGAAUCUUCUAGACAAUCUCUUCGCGCAGCAUUUCUCCCGUGUGACUGGCAUCACACACGCGCCGCCAGCCAGUUAGAUUACUGGCCCUCCACUGGCCCGCAAAUCGAAACGGACCAGCAAAUUUCUAACUCUGGGGCCUAAAUGCUAUCAAAGUCGGCUUGCUCUAACAUUUUGUAAGUAGGAGUACCCAUCCCCCAUCUGUAGCAUAACUAUCGCGUCAUUUAGUGCUGCUUCGAAUGUAUUAAUCCCUGCAAUAAUUUCUAGUGGCGUUGACCGAGGACUGUCCGUGGGGCUUCGUACAGAGCACGUGUGCCUGGAUAGACUUAUUGUGAUAAUUAUCUGGAUUCGCUACUCGACGGCGACGACUCACCUAUCCAUGUUUUGUCUGAUUUCUGUUGCGUUUCGCGUCAAUAGUGAACUGAACGGCCAUCCCGUCCUCAGACAUCCUACCUUGCGGCGAUAGGGAACGCAGAAAAGACUGGAUCUCGUAUUGUUUGUAAGCAGGACAACAUGUCAUAGAGUGGCUUCGAGUUGCUGCCCUAUUCAUUUACUGAUGCGAUAGCAGGCUAAAAUGAGCGUUAGCAGAUACUUUUUCGCUUUAGCCAACUUACGGUAGUCGCCGAAGUUCGACCGUCAAGUCCCGCCCAGAAGGCCAAUAGAUGGGUUGUUUGUUUGCUUGCAAGAUUUGGGCCUAAUUGGGGCUCGGAUUUGUCUGUGUUCACAUCUAUAACCCGACAAUAUGUACAGAAAGGAUAGGACGAUUCCAGAUGUCGUCAUAACUGUAAUAAUCCUUUACCGGGAUCUAGCCUCUAAACGGAAGUUUUUUGGCUGUAAGACUUGCGGUGAAGGGUUGCCAUGAUGUCGUGCACGUGCGAGGUGUUGACAGAGUUCUCGUGUGGCGAUGUAAUCUUUUUAAAUCCUGAAUAGUAAAGCUAGCAAUUUCACUGACUGAAGGGCACUGUCGUUUAUCGCACAUAGAACUAAACUUGGCUUCAGCGUCAUAUUAAGAACACUUUCACCUUAAUUUCCUAAACUCCCUUCUAAUUUUCCCCAUCAUUUCAAAAGGUUGGUAUCUAACAUGCGGUGACAAAUUCCAGCUAACACCCCAUGUAAUAAGAACAUUAGGUGUCUGGUGACCAAAUACCGCUAGAUCGCCCCCACUAAACUGAGAAAUUCUCCGCGUAUACGUUCUCCUUGUUUCACCAAGUCCAACUGUUAAGCCGCAAUCAUCGUAGUUCCCUUGAUAACAAAUGAUACAUAUUCGAGUGAAAUAGAUUAGGUCUCUUAAAUGGGGAAGAGAACGAAACUACCCUUUAUCUAACGGUGACCUUUCACAGAACACCACCGACUUGCCAGUAAACGUCAGGGCAGCCAGGGGAAUGACGCUCCCCAUCUUAAACUCCAAUUCUUUUUAUGCCCUCAAUUGUCUGGGGUAGUCGCACAGUGUCUUCUAACUUUAUGUACGUCAAUGUCUCUUCAGUGUUUUAAGUGGGAAAAAUAACCCUCAUAACUUCUCUGAUUCUGUGUUCUGAAUAGUACCUUGCUUUUCAUACGUACGCUUUGAAGUUUAGUCUUAUUUUUGUCAGUGCUUUAUGUUUUGCCUGCAGCUCCGCCAUUCAUGGUUGUACACGAUGCGGGAUACCGUUCUCUUUGGCGCUCCCUUCCUUAUAUAUAACGAAAACGUGUCAGAGCUUUACCUGCCUAUAUUACCAGUCGCUGUGCUACUGCCUAGGGGGAUCUAGAUAAAACCCCAAAGCACAACAGAAGGAGUGUAUUCUGUAACCCGAUCGGUGAAUGCACUUCCAGCAUAGUAAAUAUUCCCGACCGCAACCGACGAGCGAUCCAGGAUCCAGUCAUUUUUCGGCUUAUCUUGCUUCCGGUGUGGGCAAUUAUCAUGGCGGCUACGAAGUUAAACUCAUGACCCGUGUCGAAGAUGUGGGCGACCAUUUACGAUAAUUUUUCCCCUAGUCGUACAGUCAGCUUAUGUUCGUGAAUGCGCUAUCAGAGCAUGUGUCCACUCUAACCGGUGUGUUUUCAAGGACAGUUUAGGCACGAGAUGCAAUACACUACCUCAGACUGCUUCUUAAGUCCGAUCGGCCUUGAUUUUCAUUAUCCUGCUGCGCAUGAUAAGUUUAGGUCGCCGUGCUGUGGGACUGCGCGUUAGAAUUACGCACCGGCUGUUGCUAGUUUUCUUACCGCUGUCAUCUCUGAUGAUGGACUCCUGGAGGGUUCAGCCAGUCUUCUCUCUCUCACACAUACCUGAAGCUCGAACAUUUUCCACCAUUCGGUAGUAUUUAUUGUCGAACUAACAGUAAUUUUGGAGGCAGAGACUGAGCAUUUCUAAAAUAUGCUGCGUUUGGAUGCCAAUAAGAUCGUUGCGCAAGUGCUGAGCUGCCAAACCAUGAAAAAAGUGGGCCAACGACGUUAAAAAAACUUUAUUAACACCCUUUGUCCUUUGGAUGAAUGCGUGAGGGUAGUGUAGUCCAUCCAUUAGCUGCUUCAUGUGAAUUUGCAAGUGCUUAGUUAUGUUAAAAGUAGGUGAUUAGAUGAGUGGCAGUAUCUUGCUCUGUGGUACAUUUUGUGGGAGGGAGAACUGCGCACAGGUAUUACUGGGAGUCAGCAACGUAGGGUCGUUGGGACGCAUGUGUUAUGUUGAGCAGUCUUAUCUAACUUCUCCUUGGGGGUCGACUCAACACCUAGCUCAGCACAGUUCGUCAAGUUAUGGAGGCGGUUCUUGGAUCUUCGGUAUUCGGUCUCUGUCGUUGGCGAACAGAAUGGGUUGAACUGUUCAGAUCUGCGGCCGCAGAUCGUCACACGUGAAGAGGUACUGUUCAGGGCAUCACCAAGGCCGACUAGACCAGGCAUGGUUGCAACUGUACCAAGUACAAGUCGCGGCCGGCCUUCUAGCUGGAUUUUCGGAGUGGGGUGAAAGCUUUCCUGUUAUUGAAUUCUUAUUUUAUAUUGUUGGCGUCCAUGAAGACGGUUGUGUCAUCUGCGACAUAUACUACAACCAUUCCGUGAUCGAAAUCCAGAGAUCGGAACCUUUGAUCCUUCUCUGUUAGUGGGCUUUUCUGACACCAGUUUCGUCGGAGACCAGUGAAAACCUGCCUAUGUCAAUGCACAUAUAUUCGGGAAGGGCAGGGGUCAGUUUAGCGGACCCAAAACCACCCCGGGAACCCGUACGAUAGGAGAGGGGAUCAUUUUAUGGGCUAUGCGUUUGGAAAUUUCGCUUGAACCGAUCAUAAAGAGUGGAUGCAAGCAUGCAGUUCAGUUAAAAAUCAGACACCGCUGAGACUUAACUUUAGCCACCUUAUUGCUAUCGCAGCACUUAGUAAGAUGGUGGCAGAUCAAUAUGCCUGUCGACUGAGUCAUUGGUUGAAUGCCACGCUUCCUGCAGUGAGCGUGCGAUCCAGUUAUUUGAUUAGUAUUGGACUUCCAAGAGGCUGAAAACGGAAUCAUGUCCUAGAAAAGCUGAGCAAGCGACCGCCAGAAACCGUCUACUUUUGUCAGCAGUACGCGUCACCAUUGUAGGCUUUAUCGCUAUUAUAUCCAAUCUGAUAGGUAGUGUCAUAUUUUUGACGGAAUGACACGGAAUCUUUUGCAUGUGUGAACUGUAGCUAAUUGUCGCCUCCUAACUGCAAUCCACUCAAGUCCCCUGCUCGGCCACUAGGUUGGAAAGUUAUUAUGAUACACCAACAGCAUAUUGCACAUCACCCUAUCACUUCUCGCGUCUCAGACAAUCCCACUGACGUAUUCAUUGGCCGUGAAGAGAUUUUAGAGGCAUCGUUCUGCGCCUCGCUCUAGCACUCAUCAACAUAGCAUGAGGGCGUUUAUAUGAAGCUAGGUCUAUAUACACUGCGGUGGUUGCUGUAAAAGCGUUGAACACGAUGAGAUUUGUCGCCUUCCUGUUUUGAGUCCCUCAUUACUUUUUCCGCGGACCGCACAUCCAGCAGGCCUUCAAGACAGCUGCCAUAUAAAACCCGACUAGAUCACACAUAGUUGCUUCUCCUCUGCGGUUAGCACACCGAGCCUUUGGAGUUUUCUUUUACUGAGAGCAAAUGAGGUCUGCAUCAUCAGGCUGAACUGAAGUGGUGCAUGAUAUUCUAACCUUCACCUGAUGUGGUUGCGGAGGCUUUAUCAGUGCCUUCGCUGUCGGCUGUUCGCAUUGCUGUAAAAGUGUAAAGUUACGGAAAUCGUCUUUUUGAAAUUUUUGAGGAAAUCAGCAACGGUGUUUUACAUGGCGCGUGCUUUUCCUGCUCUAAUACAUUUGGUAUUUGCAACUAUCUACAGGCAAAAACGCUUGCUACGGAGGAACACGCACCUAAACGGGACAUGAAUAAAGACGACGUAAUUCUCUGUAUUCUCUGUGGCUAAUCUACAUCGGUUUUAGGCUAUCGACUCGAUACGGCCGAAUCAAUCUGUAAGAUUUAAUUUAGGCCUACUAUUACCGUCAGGAAGUAUUUCCGAAAAACGAACCCGAAUCCAAUGAAAACGGCUGGGCAACCAGCGGCGAUGAUAGGCAGCCGUCACCAUCUUCAGAAUCGCCAUCUUUUUCAAAUAUAACUGAGUUUAUAAACCAUCCAUCCGCGGCUUUGUCAAACCUGCCAAAAGGAGAAUCAAAUACAUCAAACAGUUUAUCAGUUUCCGUCGGACCAUCUAGUACAGGAGCGCCUAUGGAGGUUGAAGCUGCAGGUUUGUUUCCUAUGCAUUCAUGGUCUAUAUUUUUGGAUAGGAAUCCAGUACACCCAUUGCAAGGCUGAAGAACCUGCUUGCAAGAAGUCUGCCGAAGACCCUGUGGACAAUCUCCAUUUAUGUGAGUGA
Spirometra erinaceieuropaei is the source of this 5080-nucleotide messenger RNA. The record is from the annotation of a GenBank genome assembly. NCBI's taxonomy places the organism in Eukaryota, Metazoa, Platyhelminthes, Cestoda, Diphyllobothriidea, Diphyllobothriidae.